AGAGAGCCACUUCAAUGAAAGUGACAUGGAGCUAGACGACCAAGAGGCUGCUGAAGAGCUGUUGAACAGGUCCAGGGCCUCGUUAUCCCACUACAACAACAUGUCCCAUGUUUCCUCCAGGAGCAAUGUUCAUGGCAGCUCUAUCAAUGUUGCUCACAGAUUCGAUUCAAUUGAGGUUGCCAACUUGAAAUCAGAGAUUGAGUCGUUGAGAUCCCAGUUGGCGAUAUUGAACAACUCCCACAAAUCUGAGAUACUAACCUACGAGACUGAAUUGAACUCGACCAGAAAUGAAAUUGACUCUUUGAACCUACAAAUUGUCAAUUUGAACAACGACAACGAGUUCUUGUACAAGACAAAUGAGGACUUGAAUACAAAGUUGAAAAACGUCAAUGAAAUAACUCUAAACACAGCUAAAUCUCUUAACAAUAAAAUCAAUAGCUUGAAUUUAGAAUUAAUCGAAAAAAACGAUUUGAUCUUGGAAAAGGAUUCAAAUAUAUUAGAACUAAAUAACAAAAUUGACAACUUAUACAAAAACUUGAAAGAUCUACAGCAUGAAAACAACAAUUUUAAAAAUGAAUUUAACGACCAAAUUAAUCAAUUAUCUAUUCAAAACUCACAUUUAGAAGAUUUAAAUUCAAAUUUGCAAAUCAAAAUUGACAACUCUUCUACAAUCUUAAACAAUCAAACAAAUUACACUGAUCUAUUGUCUCAAAUUAAAUUUUUAAAAAAUGAUUUACUAACUCAACUCAAUAUUAAUACCAAUUUAAAUAAAAAAAUUAAAGAUUUAUCUUUCAAAUUAAAAACCCAAACUCAAUCAAGUACAAGCACUCCAUCUUCAACUUCUUCAACUUCUAAUCAAAUUCUCAAUAACAAUACCAAUACUAAUGCCAAUAAUAACACAAAUUCUAUAACCAUAUCAAUACUAAAUGAUAAAAUAUCCUCUUUAAAAAAGAAAUUAAGUUCAUACUCGAGCUUAAACGACGAUUACAACUCUUUGAAAUUAAAGCUUAUCAAAUAUCAACAACAAUUUCAAAAAUUCUUAUACUAUGUAUCUUAUGACAAUAAAAGCAAUAAGAACCUUGAAACGGAUUUUGAUAUUGAAUCAAUUCUAUUAAACUUGAAAAGAAACUCAAAUACAAUAGAUUCACUAAAAUCUCACAUUGAGUUACUUAAUGAUUACAUUAAUGAAUUGAAAUCCAAAAAUAAUGAAUUGAGUUUAAAACUUUUAAAUUCAGACAAAGAAUCUAUCACAAUUCAAGAAAAACUUAAAAAUGAAUCAAUUUUAAGGAAAAAUUUCGAAAGGGAAAAAGCCUUAUCUCAAAGAGAAUCUUCUCAUUUAAGAAGUCAAAUUAUCAGACUAAAUUCUUUAAUUGAUAAAUUUAUAACCAACAAUCAAAAUAACAAUAACAUCGGCAACAAUAAUAAUAACAACAAUACAAACAACAAUAGCAAUAAUAAUACCAAUACUAACACUAAUACUAAUACUAAUAAUAACAAUAGCAAUAACAACAACAAUAACAAUAUUAAAAAUCUAAAAUUCAAUAAGCAAAAUAAACAAAAUAAAUUUGGUAAAAACAACACCAAUGAAAACCAAGAUUCUGAUAAUAAUCAAAAAAUAAUUGAACUCUUGCAAAUUAAAAACAAAAAUGAUCAACAAGUAAAAAAUUUGGAGGGUUUAAUCACCGAAUAUAAAACUCAAUUAGAUAGUAUUAACAAAAACUUGGCAAUUCAAGAGAACCUCGAAUUAAUGAAUGAAAAUAAUAAACGCCAGAAAUUAAAUGAUUCUUCACAAAAAAUCUUAAAAUCAGACACUAAAAUAAUUGAAAAUUAUCAAAAUAAAAUUACAGAAUUGGAUAAUAAAAUCUUAAAAUUAGAUCAAGAUUUAAAAGAAAAAGAAAAAGACAUAUUCAAUCUAUCAAAAGAUAAUAAAGAUUUAAAUCAUAGAUUGAGUGAAGUUAUAAGUUUGAAAGAAAAAGAAAAUCAACUCCAAUUAUUACAAUUAAAAGAUAAUCCAAUGCUAAAUUAUCAAAAAAUUAAACAAGAGACUUUAGAUACCUUGAAAAAAGAAAAUGAAGAUUUAUUAAAAGAAUUAAAAAACAAUAAUAAAAAUAUUGACCAAGAAAACAAAAAUUAUAUACCAAUAUCAGUUUUGGAUAGAUUUUUGCUUGAUCAAGAAGCCUUGGAGAGAAAAUUAAUAGAAAGUAAUAAAAGAAUGACCAGGCUACGUGAAGUUUAUAAUAAAAAGUCUUUAGAAUUUUUACAAUCGAUAAAUCUGUUAUUUGGAUUCACUUUAGAGUUUUUUGCCAAAUCAAAAAAAGUUAAAUUAAUUUCUAAAUAUUCAAUAAUAAAACAACAAAAAAGUGAUAAGAAUAAUAAUGAUAAAGACGAAAACAUGGACGCAAAAGAAGAAGAAGAAGAAGAAGAAAAGGCAUUGGAAAGAAAUUAUAUUAUUAUUGAUCCAUUUUCAAAUUCAUUUCAAAUAUCCGGUGAUUGCGAUGAUAGCUUUAAAGCAAAAUGUGAAAAUUUGGUUCAAUUUUGGAUUGAAGAUAAAAAACAAAUUCCAUGCUUUUUAGCAGCUUUAAGUUUGGAGCUAUUUGAAGAAAAUGUAAAUAAGAUAGAGUAAAUUUAAAUAAUAAAAGAUAAUUAUAUCAAUAUUGAGUAUAUUGUUGGAUUCAGAAGUUUAGUUUUAAUUUUAAUUUUAAUUACAAUUUAAUAUCGAGAGUUGUUUUAUAUUUAUUAUAUAUUGAGAGCGAAUAUUAGUCUUUAAGAAAUAAAUAUUUAAAAUAAAAAGUUAUU
Ascoidea rubescens DSM 1968 is the source of this 2796-nucleotide messenger RNA. RefSeq lists its product as uncharacterized. Bases 26 to 2623 code for a protein of 865 amino acids. Gene Ontology annotation, cellular component: nuclear envelope; mitotic spindle; kinetochore. Lineage: Eukaryota; Fungi; Ascomycota; Saccharomycetes; Ascoideales; Ascoideaceae. Gene Ontology annotation, biological process: mitotic spindle assembly checkpoint signaling; attachment of mitotic spindle microtubules to kinetochore. The record is from RefSeq and is a predicted model, not a curated record. The transcript has a single exon.